Molecule: messenger RNA, 234 nt
Organism: Tauraco erythrolophus (red-crested turaco)
Lineage: Eukaryota; Metazoa; Chordata; Aves; Musophagiformes; Musophagidae
Source: RefSeq, a predicted model, not a curated record
AUGUCGGAGACCGCGCCCAGGGCGCUGGCCGCCGGCGGCUACGAUGGGGAGAAGAACACCAGCCGCAUCAAGCUGGGGCUCAAGAGCCUCGUCAGCAAAGGCACCUUGGUGCAGACCAAGGGCACCGGCGCAUCCGGGUCGUUUAAACUGAACAAGAAGCCGGGUGAGACAAAAGAGAAGGCAACCAAGAAAAAGCCGGCAGCCAAGCCUAAGAAGCCGGCGGCUAAGAAACCU